Molecule: messenger RNA, 789 nt
Organism: Penicillium chermesinum
Lineage: Eukaryota; Fungi; Ascomycota; Eurotiomycetes; Eurotiales; Aspergillaceae
Product: SDR family oxidoreductase
Exons: 1
Coding region: 1-789 (262 amino acids)
Cellular component (GO): membrane
Molecular function (GO): oxidoreductase activity, acting on the CH-OH group of donors, NAD or NADP as acceptor
Source: RefSeq, a predicted model, not a curated record
AUGUCUUCAGGUGCCCAGACUAUCGUCCUGAUUACUGGUGCCAACCAAGGCAUAGGCUAUCAUGUCGCGAAGCAACUUGCAGCCCACGAGAAUUACCUCGUCCUCCUAGGAUCACGCAAUCCUAAAAAUGGACAAGACGCAGCAGCAGAGAUAGACUCAUCCGGAAAGACCGUGCAGCCGAUCACGAUCGAUGUGACCGAUGAUACCUCCAUCCAACAAGCAGCGGAGCAAGUCGAAUCCAGAUACGGAAGGCUGGACGUGCUCAUCAACAACGCCGGCAUUAGUCUUGAGAUGGCUCAUAAGGGAGAGGGCCGAGAUGAAAACCAUAUCCCUACUCUGUCAGAGAAGCGCCAGAUCUGGCGCGAUACAUACGAAGCAAAUCUCUUCGGUGCUGCCAUCACCACCGAAGCAUUCACGCCGCUGCUGGAGAAAUCGACGGCAACGCCUGCGCGGAUUGUAUUCGUCUCAUCUCAUACGGGAUCCCUUGGACUUCGGACCGAUCCCUCCACAUCCUGGUUCGAGAGGAUGUCGAGUGCGUCUUUCCCGGUCUACCGCAGCAGUAAGGCCGCGAUGAACAUGCUGACCUUGCACUAUGCAGCGCUGUUCCGGGAAAGGGGGUGGAAGGUCAACGCCUCAUGCCCCAAUUUGACAAAUACAAAUUUUACUGGGAAUCGGGGAAUCGGAAGACCUCCAUCUGCGUCUGCUAUGAAUAUCGUUCGUUUGGCGACAUUGGGUAAAGAUGGAGAAACGGGCCAGUAUUCGGAUGAGCUGGGUGUUGUGCCUUGGUAG